Messenger RNA from Magnolia sinica, 1166 nucleotides. RefSeq lists its product as uncharacterized. The coding region runs from base 415 to 807 and encodes 130 amino acids. The transcript has a single exon. The record is from RefSeq and is a predicted model, not a curated record. Lineage: Eukaryota; Viridiplantae; Streptophyta; Magnoliopsida; Magnoliales; Magnoliaceae.
UCUUCUCCCCUCCGUUCCCUUUCUCUCUCUCUCUUUCUCUCUCUCUCUCUCCGUCUCUCUCUCUCUCCUGACAAAUGCUUCUAAAUCUCCCUUCCUCUCUCAGAUAUCCUCUCCCAUCAUCGUAUUCGUAAAACAGAAAUCCUUCACAGACCGUCCGUUUUGCUCAUCGGCCACCGAUCCGUUUUCUCUGGCCGUCGAAUCUCUCUCUCUCUCUCUACCCCUUUUGGAUUGGGGUCAUUUCCGUCCUAAUUUUCUAGUUGGAUGAUUUUACCUUUUUACCCUUCUCGUAUUCCUUUUUCCCUCUUGCGCCAUUAAUCGUUUUUUUAUUACCCUCUUUCUCAGAACUCUUGGCAGUUUCGGUAAAAUGAGCCUUUGUGCUGACGUGGCACGUCAUUGAGGGAACUGUCCGACGCGAUGUCGAGCAACCCCCAUCGCGUUUUGACACCCGUUGGGGCGUCGAGAAAGCGAAAAGAGAGAGACGCCCUUGACGCUCCCAAGGCGUCAACAUCCGCCGCACAAGCCGAGCCGCCUCCUGACAACCGGCUCCUAGCCGGCUACCUCGCCCACGAGUUCCUCACCAAAGGCACCAUCUUCGGCCAGAGGUGGGACCCAGCUGGAGCCGAACAAGCCACAUCACUUGUCGCCGAUUCCAAGAAGCCGAACCCGACCAGCGCUCGACCCGAUCCGAAAGCCACGUCACCCAAGCGGAGAGCCUACGCCGACGUGGCCCACCUUCUGAAGACCGAUGGGACCCAUAUCCCAGGCGUUCUCAACCCUUCCCAGCUCACUCGAUGGCUACAGAUGUGACGCGUCCGUUCCAAAUGGGGACACGUGGCGAGAAACCAUUGGAAUCUCUUAUGUCAGGCGCGAUCCACGUAAGCCUACCUUCGGUCACUUUUUCCUCAUGGUGCAUGCUUCUCGAGAUGGAGCAUGAAACAAAAAGGAAAAACGUAGGAAUUAAAAAAUCACUUUCUUAUCUUUUUCGUAGCUUUUUUUUUUUCUUUUUAAAUGUAAAACCAUUUCCACCGUUUUCAAUCGUAGCCGUAGAUUAAAACUAAAAAAUGAAAACACGACUUUCGUUGUUUCAUUACUGAAAUAUCUCACUCUCGUAAUCUCGCAGCAGUAUCGGAAUGUCUCAUAGCUAGAAUUGUCUGUUUCGCGGGAAA